Messenger RNA from Erigeron canadensis, 706 nucleotides. RefSeq lists its product as uncharacterized. The record is from RefSeq and is a predicted model, not a curated record. The transcript has a single exon. Bases 10 to 594 code for a protein of 194 amino acids. Lineage: Eukaryota; Viridiplantae; Streptophyta; Magnoliopsida; Asterales; Asteraceae. Gene Ontology annotation, cellular component: plasma membrane.
AUCACAACUAUGGACACAACAAAUAAAGGAAGAUCAUCGCGAAAAUGUCUCAAAAUAUGUUGUGGUGUGACAGCAGCUGUAAUUGUCAUUUUUAUAGUUGUUUCUAUAAUCUUAUAUUUCACCGUCUUUAAGUUAAAAGACCCACAAAUCAUAGCACACCCAACAAACCUUGAAAACCUUCAAGUCCAAAUGUACCCAAAUAUAAGCAUAAACGCGACAAUAGUUCUAACCUUGACCAUAGAUAACCGAAACUAUGGAGGCUUUAUUUUCAAGGACUCGAUUGCAAACGUGUAUUAUCGUGAAAUGUUAAUAGCCGAGAUCCCAGUUGAGCAUGCUGAGGUUCCGGCCCGUGGUAGUUUAACCAUGACAAGUCGUGCAAACAUUACUGGUGGUAAAAUGGCAACUGAUCCUAAUUUUUAUAUCGAUAUCGGAACAGGUUUUCUUAAUUUUACCUCAACUUCGGUAAUGCAUGGGAAAGUUAAAGUUUUGAAGAUUGUGAAAGUGGGAGCAAAGGUUGAUAGUUUUUGUGAUAUCUCGGUCGACAUUUUGAAGCAACAAGUCGACCCGAAGUGCCAUUCCAAAGUCCAGUUUUAAAAGUAUGCAUGCCACUUGAUAAUUAAUCAUUUUCAAAAACAUAAAUUUGGCUUCAAUUCUUUCGGUAUAUUUUUACAUAUGUAUCGUUUUUUAAAAGAAUACUACUAUGUUU